Molecule: messenger RNA, 396 nt
Organism: Wasmannia auropunctata (little fire ant)
Lineage: Eukaryota; Metazoa; Arthropoda; Insecta; Hymenoptera; Formicidae
Product: receptor-interacting serine/threonine-protein kinase 4-like
Exons: 1
Biological process (GO): GPI anchor biosynthetic process
Cellular component (GO): glycosylphosphatidylinositol-N-acetylglucosaminyltransferase (GPI-GnT) complex
Molecular function (GO): protein binding
Source: RefSeq, a predicted model, not a curated record
CCUUUGCAUCUGGCUUGCUUCGAUGGUCACAUAACUGUCGUGGGUCUGCUUUUGAGCAGAUCUGCGAAAUUGUUGCAUAGUUUGGAUCAUGACGGCAAGACCGGGCUGCACAUCGCGGCGACACACGGACAUUAUCAGAUGGUGGAGGUCCUCUUGGGUCAGGGAGCGGAAAUAAACGCGACCGACAAGAAUGAUUGGACACCGCUGCAUUAUGCGGCACGCGCCGGCCAUCUGGACGUCGUGAAACUGAUCGUGAACAGCGGCGGGUCUCCUGAAAUCAAGACGAACCACGGUUACGCACCGAUCUGGUUCGCCGCAUCCGAGAGUCACAAUAAAGUGCUGAAAUACCUCAUGGAGAAGGAGCAUGAUAAGUAUGCUCUGAUGGAAGAUAGGGAG